GGCCUUUCACCAAGAUGGCAGAAAAUGUACUAUUCAGUUACAGAGAACAAUAUUCGCCCAGUAUAUUAUGAUGAAGAGGAAAGGGAAGCUUCAGCAACCGCUGCAAGUGCCGCGAUGUCAAUGAUUCUGAAGCUUCAGAAAGAGAAGGAUGUAGAGAGGAUGGAAGCUUGGCAGUACAAGAGAAUAGCUGAAGAAAAGAUGAACCACACUGACAGAGCUCUGGAGAUUCUAAAGGAGGUGAUGGAGCUGAAGGAGUUGGAGAUAUCCUAUCUGAGGAACCAGAUGCAGGUGUAUAAACACAAGCUAUUGGAUGUUGGUAUUAAUGAUUGUGAUAUUGCAGACGAGACCAUAGCUAGCAAUACACCUUUGUUUGAAAGCAAGACCGUGGAGAAUCUUUGUCAUAACAUCAAAAGGAAUAUCUCUCUGCCUACUUCGCAGUUGAAUAAACUAUUUGCUGACAUGGACAUCAACAGAAGUGAUGGAGCGAUACAAUCAGCAAGGAGCAGGCUAGAUGGUGACAUGUAUAAUCUGAGUGACAAUGAGUGGGAGCAAGUUUCAAGAGAUGGUAAGGCUUUAGAGCCCAAGAAAAGCUUGUCAACAGAUAUGAAUAGUACAGAAAAGCAUGGAGAAGAACUGAAUUCUCCAAGCAUUGGUACUUUGCAAGACUCUCACCCAUUGGAUGAGUCAUCGUUCUUUGUGGCUAGUCAUCAGACAGAUACAUGCAGUGAUAGAGUAGCACAGAUUGGGGAAGAUGUGGAAUAUACACUACAGAGUGAUCAACUAAAGGAUUCUUGUUUGGGUACUGAAAUGGAUGAAAUAGCGGUUCAUCCUACAAGUGAAGUUGACACACUCCAAAUUCCAGAAAGAAGCAAGACAGCAACAAAUUCCUCAUGUAUUGAAAGUGAAAUAAUGACAGAGGAAUCAGAACUGUCCCGCAGGGUCGUUACCAUAGAGCGAGGGACCUGUACUCUAUCCAAGUUUUCUGCAUCAAGAAAAGUUGGAUCCAUGAAUAAUGUCGAUAGACAUGUUCGUCUAAGCACUGGGAAUUACACACCGCGAGCUGGUGUUGAGAGGACCAGAUCAAGGCUGAAGCGGGUGCAAAGCAAAAAGAUGAUUGAGCUAAAAGACCCCAGAACAAGCAAGGAACAAAUCAUAAUGCUGAAGGAGGUGUACGAGCAGCUUGGCAUGAUAGAAUCACACGAGACCUUCUGGUUCUCAGGAGAGCCCACGAAAUGA
Molecule: messenger RNA, 1236 nt
Organism: Phragmites australis (common reed)
Lineage: Eukaryota; Viridiplantae; Streptophyta; Magnoliopsida; Poales; Poaceae
Exons: 1
Coding region: 25-1236 (403 amino acids)
Source: RefSeq, a predicted model, not a curated record